This is a messenger RNA of Choloepus didactylus (southern two-toed sloth), 3638 nucleotides long. RefSeq names its product PAXX non-homologous end joining factor (gene PAXX). The transcript is spliced from 7 exons. Gene Ontology annotation, cellular component: site of double-strand break; nucleus; nonhomologous end joining complex. Bases 113 to 934 code for a protein of 273 amino acids. Gene Ontology annotation, biological process: double-strand break repair via nonhomologous end joining. Lineage: Eukaryota; Metazoa; Chordata; Mammalia; Pilosa; Megalonychidae. Gene Ontology annotation, molecular function: molecular adaptor activity. The record is from RefSeq and is a predicted model, not a curated record.
UAGGCCCGACUCCGGCAGCGCCCGCCGCGCAGGCGCCCUCAGCCCCGCAGCCGGUUCCCUCCCUCCCGGCGCCCCCUGUCCCCUCCCGGGUCCCUCCGGCGGCCGAGGAGUCAUGGUGCCGCCGCCGCUGGUGCCGCCGCUGUGCACGCUGUCGGCCGGCCCCGGACCCUCCCGCUUCGUGUGCUACUGCGAGGGGGAGGGCGGCGGGGACGCGGCCGGCUUCAACCUGCAGGUGACCGACGCCGCGGAGCUCUGGAGCACCUGCUUCACGCCGGCCGGCCUGGCGGCCCUGAAAGCCCGUUUUGGCCUGAGUGCCGCUGAGGACAUCACCCACCGGUUCAGAGCAGCCUGCGAGCAGGAAGCUGUGACCCUGACACUGCAGGAGGACAGAGUAACCCUGACCCUUUCUGGGGGGCCCUCGGCCCUGACCUUUGACCUCUCAAAGGUGCCGGGUCCAGAGGCUGCCCCCAGGUUGCAGGCACUCACGCUGUGCCUGGCAGACAGUGUGUGCAGGCUGGAGCAGCGGCUGGCAGCCCUGGAGGAGACAACCGCCAGCCCUAGGAAAGCCCCCCGGCCAGCAGGGCCCCAGUUCUUUUUGCCAGACCCAGAUCCCCAGAGAGGCCACCCCGGGCCUGGCGUCAGGAGACGGUGUCCCGGGGAGUCGCUCAUCAACCCCGGCUUCAAGAGAAGCCUGCUGGUGGCGUGGACUUCGAGGACUCCUGAGGCAGAGCAGAAGGCGAGACCCACCAGGAAUGAGCCUGUGAGGGGAGGGGCAGCCCCCGGAGACCCCCCACCUCCUGUCCAUCCUGCUCCUCAAGCCCGUUCCCAGCAAAUAAAUGCUCCCAUGGGGCUGGACCAGGCUCUGCUCUGGGGGAAGGAGGUCUGGGAUGCCCCCUUGGGGCCUGGGAUCUGGGCCGGGGCCACAGGAUGCUGAGCGGGUGAUGGUGUGGGGCUGCGGGGUCCGGCCGGCGGGGGCAGGGCUUUCCCAGACCGGGGCAGCCCGGGAGCUGGGGGCUGGGGCACAGGGCUGCCUCCCACACACACACACACACACAUGCACACAGUAGCUCCUGUGCGGUUACGUGUUUGACCCACCCUGAGCCUGGCUGUUGCAGCCCCCGCCCACCUGGCUGUGAGCCCUGAGGUGGCCAGGGCUGGGCCUCCGCUCCCCGCCCUCCUUGGCUGUCCUGCCUCCCCACCCUGCCCUGGCCUGACUGGUUUGGGAGCCCAGUCCAGUCCUUGCAAUUUUAGUCACAGCCCGGGUAGCUGCAGGAGGCCCCCAGUCCGUGUGUUUGCUCGGCGGGGGGCCGGGGGGACGUGGGCUCCACCCCUACCAACGGGCUCUCCUGUCCUUGUCAUUUGGGUGGGUCAUCUUGGGCUGAGUGUCCCAUGCAGGGGGCUUGGGCAGCAGCCAUCUCGGGGUCUCUGGUCGCUCGGACGUCUGGCCAGAGGUGGCUCUAGGGGCGGGCGCUAGCGGGGGCGCACGGCGGGCCGGUAGGCCGCCAAGAUCUCGGCGCUGUGCGGACACGUGUACUUGAACUCCUUCUCCUGCAGCGCGCUCUCCAGGUAGCGGCGGACGCCGCGCAGCUCAGCGGGGACAGGCGCCUGGCGGAAGUGCGCGCACACCGUCUGCGGGCCGGGGGCGCGGGUCAGGGCCUGGCUCGCACCCGCCGCGGCCCCCAGCCCGCCGCCCCGCGCCCGGACUCACGUCGACGACGUGCAGCUUGGGUAGCAGGCCGCAGUCGGCCAGUGUGAGCUGGUCGCUGUCCAGGAAGCGGCGGCGGGACUCGCGCAGCUGCGGCUCCCGCGCCAGCUCGUGCUCCAGGGGCGCGCGCAGGUAGCCAUCCAGCUUGGCGAGGGCGCGCAGCAGUUGCUGGUAGAGGGCUGGGGAGGGUGGGGUGCGGUGAGGACCCGGCCCGGGGCACACCCUCCCAGCCCGGCCCCCGUUGCCUCACCGUCGUCCUGUGCAGGCACCGGGUUCUUGAUGAACGCAGAGAACCUGUGGAAGACGUCGUUGCCCGCCGUGGAGGAUGCCCUGUAGCGGGGUGCCAGGCUGGGGAAGCUGGGGGAGGAGGCUUCUGUCAGAGUCCUGGGGAGCCCCCCACCCUGUCAGGGCCCUGAAGCGCCCCCCCCCCCAGGCCCUGGGGAUGUCCUCCCUGGGCUCCUGUCCUGUCUUUCCCUCCCUCUCCCCGCUGCCCCUCACUCGGGGGGCCCCAGGGUCUCCUCCAGGAACUCUUCUAUUUGCAGCGUGUCCGUCUUGGCUUCGCCAUCGUAGAGCAGGAUGGGCAGCUGCGAGCCCGGGGCGAAGUCCUUCAGCACGUCAGGGGACCUGUGGGUGCGAGGCAGGCGCGAGGGUGCUGGCAGGGGCUCCCAGGCCAGGGGUGGCGGGUCCCGGGGUGGCAGCUCACCUCCGCGUGUCCACGGUGGUGAGUGUGAAGGGUACGCCUUUGAGGAGCAGGAUCAUGAAGAGGCGCUGGCAGGAAGGGCAGUGCCCCACGCUCUCACCAUCCUCGCUGGCCUGGGGGCAGGCAGGGGUGUCAGGCUGCCAGGCUGGGGGGAGCUGCCUCACACGGCUAGCUGGGGCUGGAGCAAGGCCAGACUGCCCAAGAGGGUGGUGAGGGCCCUUGACUUGGGCCCUGCGCAAUGGAGAGGGGCCCAGGGCGGCUGGGAGCAGGGCAGGGUGGGACCACAGCCCAGGGCCCUCCGCCCUCCUCUGCUGAGCCUGGGCAGAGGCCAGGCCCUGGGCUCCAGGCCCAGCAAGCAGGUCGCAGGGGUGGGCUGGGCUGGGUGAGCUGUUUCCUCAGUGAUUCACUCUCACCAAGCUGGGCUCCGCGGCUGGCACCGCACUUGCUCCCCAGCACCUCGAGGGUGGGCAGGCGGGCAGAGACUGGCAGCCCCCACACAGGCCAAUCAACACCCCGGGGCCCAGACCUGAGGGCCAGGGGGCCUGGCGGGCCUGUCAUGCUGCACACAGACCCCAACACCAAGGCCCGGGUCGUUGGCACCUCCCCACUGGGGGCUUUUCUCCAGGAGGGCUGAGCUGGGCACAGGGACGCCCAGUGACUUAGGGGACAGCUCACGGGGGCUCCCCCCAGGCUGCGCCCACUUCACUCAACGUCGGUGGCCCGCCCGAGGCCCCUGGGCCCACCGCAGGGGCUGCGCUGGCUGCUGCCCUGCGACCCCUCUCACCCCGGGAAGCACAGCCCCCCACUCCCCCCGGCGCCCGCGGCCGUCCCCACCCAGCUGGCCCCGCACCUUGACAAACAGCUGGAGCUUGGCGGUCUCGGCCAUGGCGGGAGGCUGAGCGGGGCGGGGGCCCGGGGAGCGCUUUAAGGCUCCGGCCGCCCCGCCCCCCGGCCCGGCCCCGCCCCGUGGAGCCACCCAGUGCGCAGCCAGUGCAGGCGGCGGGCGAGGCCGGCAGCCCCAGUGCUGGAUGCCGGGACAGUGGAUGUGGGGUGAGGGGGCUCAGCCAGGUCCGUGCACCCCUGCCGUGGACCCCCGCCCCGGGUCUGCCCCGGGGUCCCCCCUGCAGUGAACACCUCUCUGUCAGAGCCUCCAGCCCAGAAAACCAAGGUGCCUUUUUGGGGGAGGGGGCGUGAACAACCUAGCCUCAGCCCGUGCCUCGGUUUCCUAAUCUG